AUGAGCAGUUUGACAAGCGAUCCAAGACGUCCAAAUCGCAUUUAUCGUUACAAGCCUUCCUCAAAUAAACCUGGCGAUGACCCAAUAGCUGACUAUCUCAAUCUAUUGGGAAUGGUUUUUAGUAUGUGUGGUUUAAUGAUGAGAUUGAAGUGGGCUGCAUGGGCAGCUGUGUAUUGUUCGUUUAUUAGCUUUGCAAAUUCAAGAGCUUCAGAAGAUGCUAGGCAGAUGUUUAGCAGUUUUUUAUUAUCUGUUUCUGCAAUUGUGAUGUCAUAUUUACAAAACCCACAGCCGAUGGCAGUUAGUUGGUAG
Messenger RNA from Hydra vulgaris (swiftwater hydra), 309 nucleotides. RefSeq names its product PAT complex subunit Asterix. NCBI's taxonomy places the organism in Eukaryota, Metazoa, Cnidaria, Hydrozoa, Anthoathecata, Hydridae. The record is from RefSeq and is a predicted model, not a curated record. Gene Ontology annotation, biological process: protein insertion into ER membrane. Gene Ontology annotation, molecular function: protein folding chaperone. Gene Ontology annotation, cellular component: endoplasmic reticulum membrane.